Messenger RNA from Exophiala spinifera, 3336 nucleotides. RefSeq lists its product as uncharacterized. The record is from RefSeq and is a predicted model, not a curated record. The transcript has a single exon. The coding region runs from base 1 to 3336 and encodes 1111 amino acids. NCBI's taxonomy places the organism in Eukaryota, Fungi, Ascomycota, Eurotiomycetes, Chaetothyriales, Herpotrichiellaceae. Gene Ontology annotation, biological process: phosphatidylinositol-mediated signaling; lipid metabolic process. Gene Ontology annotation, molecular function: phosphatidylinositol-4,5-bisphosphate phospholipase C activity; calcium ion binding.
AUGAUGUCGGCGUCACCGUCGCCGGCUCUCAGGCCCCUGCAGAGUCGGGACAGCUCUCCUUCGCCCCGUCAUCGCCCGCUGGCUCAUAUAUCGGCCUACCAGCGCAUCAACACCACCCUCUCACCUCCGAUGCUGUCGGCGACCCCGGCCUCGGCCAACAGCACCUCUUCUGUCACCCCCAGCCCCCAUCUGUCCUCCCUCCAGUCCUCGCCACUGGUCCCUCAAUCACACUACAGCCAUCUGGGGACCCCGGGGCCUCUCGAGCUCCCCGAGUCCCUCGUCUCGGCCGCCCAUGCUUCACCUCCGCAGAGAGACCCGUCCGCGAGUCUCAAGUCGGUCGGUCUCAUGCGCAAGCUGUCCCAGAGUGCAAAGGAUGGCGUUUCCUCCACCCGGCAAAUUCUGCGGAGGAAGACGUCGGCGACCCAAACUCGCCGGGACGAGAGCACCGGACCCAUCGCUCGCCGGCGGAGCGACAGCAAGAAUGCACUGCCAAACGGCGGCGGCGGCGGCAGCAGCAUUGAGUCGCCUUCCUUCGACACCCUGCCCCUGGAUCCCCAUCCCGGCCUGGGUCUCUUCGACACCAUGAGCAUAUCCAGCGAGCCGGUGACCCUCCUGGAUACCAGCCCCGAAGGUCAGGCCCCCUGCGUGCCUGAACGGUUGGUGGGAGGCUGCCUCUUGACCAAGAUCACCAGGAACAAGAAGCAGGAGAAAUUGUUCUUCCUCGACGUCGAAGGUUCGAGGGUCUCGUGGAAAGGUGCGGUCACCAUGAAGGUCUUCCACAUCGACAACAUCAAGAGCAUCCGAAGCGGCGAGGAAGCGGCCAGCUAUCAACAGGAGCUGCGAGGUGAAGCGGUCGACCCCGAGCUCUGCUUCACCAUCAACUAUGCGGCGUCGGACUCCUCGAAGCAGGUCAAGACCUUGCAUCUCGUCGCUCAUACGCCUGCCGACCUCAGGCUGUGGGUCGACACGCUCGAGAGCUUGGCGAAGCACCGCGAGGAGUUGAUGACGGUCCGCUCUUCGGAGCGCGAGUCGGUCAUGAGGGCCCACUGGGAGAGCGAGAUGGCGAAACGUCCCGACACCAAGAUCGAUGGGCUUGAUCUGCCUGCCAUCCGGUCUCUCUGCCGCAAGCUCCAUAUCCACGCCCCAGAAAAAGAGCUGGAACACCUGUUCAACUCCUCGGACGUUGACAAGUCGAGACGCCUCACCUACGAGCAGUUCAAGGAGUUCCUGAAACGCCUGCGUGAAAGAAGCGACAUCAAGAAGAUCUUCCACGAACUCAAGGGUGACAAGGCUGCCGGCAUAAGUCGGCCACGGUUUGUUCGGUUCCUGGAAGAGGUCCAAGGGAUUGCCCUUGCCAAUCUUUCCGAACCCGCCGUGUGGGAACAAAAGAUGAACGAUCUGGUUUUCUCUUCGUUCCCGAACCGUCCGGAUCUUCGCGAGCAGGAGCUCAUUGACGCCAACGCCUUUGCUACCUUUCUCAUGUCGAAAGACUGCCAUGUCUACUCGAGGCCGGAGGAAUCAGAACCGGUCUUUGAUCGACCACUGAGCGAGUAUUUCAUCUCAUCUUCCCACAACACCUACCUCACAGGCUGGCAAGUCAACGGCACGUCUUCGGCGGAAGCUUACAUCACGGCACUGCGCCAUGGCUGCCGCUGCGUCGAGAUCGACUGCUGGAACGGCCAAGAUGGUAGCCCACGGGUCACACAUGGUCGGACGCGCACGAGCUCGGUGCUCUUCUCUGACUGCAUCAAUGCUAUCCAGAGAUGUGCUUUCGACGUUUCCCCCUAUCCGGUCGUCAUCUCGCUCGAGGUCCACUGUGACAGUGACCAGCAGGCCAAGAUGGUCGACAUCAUGAGCUCGGUGUUUGGCGACCGCCUGCUUGUUCAUCCGCUGCCCGGAUUCGCCGCGGAGCUGCCGUCGCCCGAGCAACUGAAGUACAAGUUCUUGAUCAAGGUCAAAUCUACCGAGCUACACGCUGAUCUCGAAGCAUCGCGCCGGUCUGCGCCUCUCGGUCGAGCUCGAAGUGCCAGCUCUCCCAACCGUCACGGCCCUGCCAACGGCUUUACUCCGGGUCUGGCCACAGUGUCAAGCCCUUCCAUGAUCACACCACCGGAGACCAUUUAUUCCCCGACGGAUCGCUCUGUGACGGCGACCAGUGCGAGCAGCGCUGACGAAGAAAGCGACGUCGCCUUUACUUCGUCCUCGCUCGCGGAUACCACCAGACGCUCUCCCAAGUCGAGCAAGGUCGGCCCUCUGCUGUCUGCUCUGGGAGUGUACAUGAAAGGCUAUACGCUCCGUGAAGCCCGAGAUCUCGGAUUCCAGCAGUACAACCACAUCUUCUCCCUCAGCGAAAAUCGUGCCAUCGAACUGUGUCAUACACCCGAAGACAAGGCCAUGUUCGAGGAUCACAAUCGUGAGUACUUGUGCCGUGUCUACCCCAAGAAUCUUCGCUUCCAGUCGUCGAACUUUGAUCCCAACACGUUUUGGCGAAGAGGGGUCCAGAUGGUGGCCCUCAAUUGGCAAACGUUCGACGCACACAUGCAAAUGAACCAGGCCAUGUUCGCCGCUGGAACGGACGCCUAUGGCUACGUGCUGAAGCCAGAGUAUCUCCGCAAACCUCGGACCAAGCACGGCGACUUUGAACACCGCGUCAAGCUUCCCCGGUACAAGAUGAAGUUCUCGGUUCAGGUGGUGUCGGCCCAGCAGCUACCUCGGCCGCCCAACAUGAGCAGAGAAACUCCGUUGAACCCCUUCAUCGAGGUGCAGAUGUUCAGCGCCGAAGACCGAGCUCGUGGCAUUGCCAACGGGACGGGCGGCAAAGAGACCUACUCGAACGGAUACCAUGGCAUUGGAUCGCCGUAUCGCCGUCAGACCCAGAUCUGUUUUGGAAAUGGCUUCAAUCCCCAAUUCGGCGACAGCAUUGAACUGUCCUUGGAGACCAAGUAUCCCGAGCUUGUCUUUGUCCGGUUCAUCGUCUACAAUUCCGACGACGGCAGGCACAAUGGCAAAGGCGUCAGGCAGCUCGCGGCGUUUACUGCCAAACUCGACAGCAUUCAAAAGGGCUACAGGCACCUGCCUCUGUACAAUGGCCACGGCGAGGAGUUCAUCUUCUCCACGUUGUUCUGCAAGGUCGUCAAGCAAGAAUCAAAGCUCAUGCCGUGGUCGCUCCAGGACGUGAGUGAGCGACCGCCCAGGGCCAACGUCUUCCGGGGCAUCCUCUCUCGAGGACUGUCUGGGGACCGUGGCAGAUCCCGAGCCUCGAGUAUCGAGGAUCAGCGCACCGCCCGUCAAGCCAAGCUGAACCGAGAGAUUGAAGAGACCGUCGCUAGACGAUGA